AUAACCACAUCGCACCACCAUGCCGCUGUACGAGCUCUUCUGCAUCGCAAGCCACAACCCGGUGUCGCCGGCCAACGUCCGCCAGCUGAUCCAAGGCAUCGCGACAACAGUCCACUCAUCCGGCGGCGUCGUGCGCAACCUCCAGGCGCUGGGCGCGGGGCUCACCCUGCCUGUUCGGAUGAGGCGGCACCAGCAGUACCAUGAUCGGGGGGACCACUUCACGAUAACCUUUGACGCGUCGCCGCUCGUCGUCAACCGCCUCAACGACUCGCUCCGCCGCGACCCGCUCGUCGUGCGCUGGAUGCUCACGCGCAAGGGCGACAAGAUCUCGACCCUCUUCCCCUCUGCCGUCUCCACCAUCCUCACUGAGCAGAAGUAGACCCCCCUAGCAUACUGUACCAUGUCAUGAGAUCAUUACUACAUCCGCAC
Molecule: messenger RNA, 429 nt
Organism: Vanrija pseudolonga
Lineage: Eukaryota; Fungi; Basidiomycota; Tremellomycetes; Trichosporonales; Trichosporonaceae
Gene: mrp17
Product: 37S ribosomal protein MRP17, mitochondrial
Exons: 4
Coding region: 20-379 (119 amino acids)
Biological process (GO): translation
Cellular component (GO): mitochondrial small ribosomal subunit; ribosome
Molecular function (GO): small ribosomal subunit rRNA binding; structural constituent of ribosome
Source: RefSeq, a predicted model, not a curated record